Messenger RNA from Andrographis paniculata, 913 nucleotides. RefSeq names its product thaumatin-like protein. The record is from RefSeq and is a predicted model, not a curated record. Gene Ontology annotation, biological process: defense response. NCBI's taxonomy places the organism in Eukaryota, Viridiplantae, Streptophyta, Magnoliopsida, Lamiales, Acanthaceae. The coding region runs from base 94 to 846 and encodes 250 amino acids. The transcript is spliced from 2 exons. Gene Ontology annotation, cellular component: extracellular region.
UCUAUAAAAUCACGUUUGAAUUUCUGGUUUCGAUCAAUUCUUUUUUUUUUUUUUUUUUAAAUACAUUUUUCAGUUAUUCGAUUGAAGAAAGCAAUGGGGAGAUUUAAUUGCAUCAUAUUUUUCUGUCUUAUCAUUUCUUCCUUAACAACUUCAGUCUUCUCUUCAGAAUCGACGAAGAUAACGAUAGCCAACAACUGCAACGGGACAAUCUGGCCGGCGAUUCUGCCCACCGCCGGCCAGCCGCCACUCAACGGCGGCGGGGGCUUCGUUCUCCGCCGCGGCCGCCAGGAGUCCGUCGAGGCGCCGAAGUGGUGGUCCGGCAGAAUAUGGGCCCGCCAGGGCUGCAAUUUCGACAACUCCGGCAGGGGCACGUGCCAGACAGGUGACUGCGACGGCGAGCUUCGGUGCGGCGGCGUCAGCGGGCAGCCGCCGGCGACCGUCGUGGAUCUGACGCUGGGGACGGAAACGAAUCCAAUUCACUAUUACGACGUCAGCCUGGUCGACGGCUUCAAUCUGCCGGUGGCGGUGAUUCCGGCGGGGGGCAGCUCCGGAGGCUGCGGCGUGGCGGCGUGCGAGGCGGACGUGAACGUGGCGUGCCCGGAGAGGCUGGCGGUGCGGCGGGGCGGGAAGGUCGUCGGCUGCGAGAGCCCGUGCCUGGCGAUCGGGGAGGAUGAGUACUGCUGCAGAGGCGCGUACGCCGGACGCGCCGCCUGUAAGCCGACGGCGUACGCGCGGACGGUCAAGGCGGUGUGCCCACGCGCGUUGAGUUACGCUUACGAUGAGUCGAGGGGGCUGAAUACUUGCCGGGCCAGGAGGUAUAUUGUCACGUUUUGUCCUCCAAAUUAAUUAUUUAAAUUAAUUUUAAAAAAAAUGUAAUAUAGAAAUUUAUAGUACCCAAAUUGAGUUUUGUUCU